Sesamum indicum (sesame) is the source of this 4016-nucleotide messenger RNA. RefSeq lists its product as uncharacterized. NCBI's taxonomy places the organism in Eukaryota, Viridiplantae, Streptophyta, Magnoliopsida, Lamiales, Pedaliaceae. Gene Ontology annotation, molecular function: protein binding. The record is from RefSeq and is a predicted model, not a curated record.
GACACAGCGUUUAGAGAGAGAAACAAAAAAACUUUUUUCAUUUUUUUUUUCUAGAGAGAGAAAGCGAGUGGAGUUCGGAUCGAAGAACAGAACGCUUCCCACCCCUUCUUCUUCUCUAAUCUCUCGUGCUCUCAAACCCUAAAUUUCCUAAUUAUUUUCUCUGUUUUUAUUUAUUUUUUUGUCUUUUUAUUGUAAAUUAUUUUCCUGUUAUCUGUAUCCGCUGUUCCGAUCUUUGGCUUUCUUCUUCUUUUUUGGAAAUUUUGUUCUGUGGUGAAAGACGGAUCUGGUUGUAUCUCUGUAAAGAUAUGAUGUGUUUCCGUUUUAAUUGAGCUAGGAUUUCUAUUUAAAAUUCUGUAAAUCGAGAUUAUUCGAUUCCCUGGUUCUGGAUGUUUGUAGUCUGAUUCUAGGGUUUUUGAAACCCUAGAUUUAUUGGAAAUUGUGUAAUCUUAGGGUUCUUGGGGGUUGAUUCGGACGAAGUUAGGGUUUUUUAUUGUUCAGUAAUUGGUGAUUACAUGUAUGGCUUCGGGGACUUUAGGGGAUUCUAGUGAUGAUUUGAAUUGGAGAGGGAGGUGUCGAUGGACGGAAAAUAGCAAAGUUUAUACGCGAAGAUUCCACAAGAAAGCCCAAAAAUCCAGCAAUAAUAACGGUACUGCCACCACAACAAUCCGCAUAGCCGAGAACCCCACAUCAGCCGCCCCGAGCAGUGCUGCAAAUCCCACCCCGACUCAGGCUGAGGUUUCCUCAGCCUCUGUUGCAACAACUACCGUUGCAGAGGUUUCCACUGCCUCGACCUCCGAAGGUCCCGACAAUUGUGCUGUUGCCUCGCCUCCACCCACUACUCCUGGCAAUCUUGCCGAAACAACCACUCCCGGCAGGAGUUCAGGGAGCCCUGUUCUGCGAGAGUCCCCGGAGGCUCUAGAGACGAACAAUGUGGACUCUUAUAAAAAGUUGCAUAAGGACUCUCCACAACAAGUACAGACUCUCUCACGUGGAUCACCGGACAAAGAUGCAGAUACUCUUCAACAGAUGCUGGAAGAAAAGCUACAACAUCAACCACAUACGCCCUCACUGUUGCAGGAUAAUUGCUCCACUCAGAAUCGAAUACGAGAAGGCAAUGGCAGUCAACCUGCUGAGCUGCAGAAUCUUGAGGAUUUGUCAUUGCCUAACAGUAAUGAGGCUGAGAAUUUGAAAACGCCAUCCCCUAUCCUCAGUGAAAAUGAGGUAAAUGGGGACCAGCCAAAUGGCAGCCAAGUUGCUAUGCAGCUGCUUACUGGGAAUGCGGGUCGGGGUCACGGAGAAAUGAUGCCAGGUUCACCUCAAGUUCCCGAAGGCAAUGAGCAAGUGCACGUCAAUGGAGUUGUGAAGCCGCUAGUGAUAUCUAGUGUUGAUGAUAGGAUUAGAUUUAAAUUAUGGAAAGCAACCCCGAAGAAUGAGAUUAAGGAUCUCUGGAAGAAGCUAGAAUGUGAGCUUGAUCAGGUUAGGAAGCUAGUUAAACAGCUCGAAGCCAAGGAUAUUCAGCUCGCUUCAUAUAGUACUCAGAUUAGCAACAGUAACCUCAGCAAUACUAACAAUUGUAUCGGUGGCGAAGGUGCUAGUAUUGGUGUUUAUGCUCAUCCUCAGAACCAAAAUUCGCAAAAUAAUGUGGUAGACAGAAGGGUGUUGGUGAGAGUGAAUUCAGAGGUGAGUACGAUGGGGCACCAGGAAGCAAGACCUAUGGGGUUAGCGAGAGUGAAUUCUGAUAUGGGUGCAGCCCGGAAUCUAGGACCGAGGCCAUAUAGUAGGCAGCUCAGUGUUGCUGUAAUGGAAAAUAAUCACAGAGCUGGUGAAUUUGUCGAGAAAGAGAAACGGACACCAAAGGCCAAUCAGUAUUACAGAAACUCAGAGUUCCUAUUGGGAAAGGACAGACUGCCUCCUGAAAGUAAUAAGAGGUUGAAGACGAAUAAUGGUAGGAAAUAUAGUGGAGAAACAGAACAUGCCUUCGGGUUUGGUUUUCGGUUUGAGAAAAGCAGGAAUCAGGUCUUUAAAAGCUGUAGCAGCUUACUUCAGCGGUUGAUGAAGCACAAGUAUGGGUGGGUGUUUAAUGAGCCAGUGAAUGCCAAGGCCCUUGGCUUGGUUGAUUAUCAUGACAUCAUUAAGCAUCCUAUGGAUUUGGGUACAAUUAAGACCAGACUGUCACAAAAUUGGUAUAAAUCUCCUAAAGAUUUUGCAGAUGAUGUGAGACUUGUUUUUCACAAUGCCAUGACUUAUAAUCCGAAGGGACAGGAUGUUCACAUUAUGGCAGAACAAUUAUUGCAGAUUUUUGAAGAGAGAUGGGCAAUUAUAGAGACCGAGUGUAAUCCUUACUGGAAAUAUCAAAUGUAUCAGGACGGAGGGUUGUCCACUCCCACCUCCAGAAGGCCCCCACCUCAAUCUCAUUUUACCCCAGCUUCGGUCCCACUUUCUUCUCCUCUUGUUCCUGGAUUUAUCUCUGCUGCAACACAGGUCCCUGGUGCUGCUGUUCCUUUGUAUGCUCCUGCUGCCCCGCAGAUAAGGACUUAUGAUAGACCUGAGCCAAUGACAUCUGUUGCUGUUGAUCCUAAGAUUCAUCGACCUCAUGUUGGCAGGACUCCUCUUCCGAAGAAACCUAAAGCAAAGGAUCCCAAUAAAAGGGACAUGACAUACGAGGAGAAGCAAAGACUUAGCACCAAUCUUCAGGGCUUGCCUUCUGAGAAGCUUGAUGCUAUUGUUCAGAUCAUUAAGAAGAGGAACACUGCCCUUUCUCAACACGAUGAUGAGAUCGAGGUGGACAUUGACAGUGUUGAUCCAGAAACUCUGUGGGAGCUUGAUAGGUUUGUGACUAAUUACAAAAAAAGCUUGAGCAAGAACAAGAGGAAAGCUGAACUUGCUCUCCAAGCAAGAACAGUAGCAAAUCAGAAGGUUGCAUUGACGAACUCAACUCCAGCAGUCGCGCAGGUUCAAAUUGAGAAUGUAGCAGUUCCUUCUUCCAAAGCUUUUGAAAGGGGUACUGCUCCUCCUGAUGAAGGGAAAAAGCAGGGGUAUAAUGGAAGUCAAUCCAGCAGCUCAAGCAGCUCAAGCAGUGAUUCUGGAUCAUCUUCAAGUGGUUCAGGUAGUGACAGUUCCUCUGCAGAUGGAUCGGAUGCAGGGCAUUCACCGAGGACUUGAAAGGAUACAAUUGAGGACCUUUAGAUAUGCUGAAUGGCCAGAUGGAACUGGAAUGCCAUUUGAUGUUUUAGGUGCAUUAUCCCAGGCGCACCUUCCCAUCAUGAACGUGCAAGUCUGAAUAUUUGAGGUGGUCUCUCUUGUUAGCAGAAUGCAUAAUGUCUUAUUGGUUCAUUGACGGUGAUGGGAGAAUGCAGCUCUAAUUUCUAAUCAUAAAAGAGUUUGUGAUAGGAUUUUGUCCUUCAUUUAACUUGUGAUGAGAGGCUUUGAGGUCAUUGAGCCCUGAUUGAAUCGUGUAGGUAUGCCAGCUAGGGAGUAGCAAGUUGUAUCUUGCGUUUUUGCGCAUUGUAGUACAGUAGUGUGUACAGAGCUUAGUAUCACAAGAGAUUUGCGCUGUUGAAUUUUGUCGUAGGGGAGUCAGAGAUUUCAAGAAGGCGAAUGGUAACUGGUUUGUUUCAAGUUGGCAUGAGUUCUCUUCUCAUUGUAGCUAUUGAGUGGCGUUGGUACUGAGUCUUGUGGAUGUGGCUAUUGCAAUGAAGUGUAAGUGCCUAUUGAUGUGGCACCCUUUUGCAAUUUCAGUUUAUAUUUGUAACUGCGGCCUAACUAGAACAUAGUUUCUUGGUACCUUGUCAGACAACUAAAAACUGGCUCUCGAGUAAAUGACAUUCUUGUGUGGCUGUAGCCGCUGCUUAUCCCAACUGUCCUCGUAUUGAGCCGUUUAUUGUUGAUAGACUAUAUCCUUUGUCAAGGGGAAUCUUGAUGCAGAGUUCCAAGCCUCCACCUUUGUGUCGAACUUGAAAGGGACUAUGGAUUCUCAAAUUCAAGAGGUUCAAUUAAAUAGUUUAUCAAUGUUACAA